This is a messenger RNA of Girardinichthys multiradiatus, 4869 nucleotides long. It is a transcript of the gene mtmr11, whose product is annotated as myotubularin related protein 11. The coding region runs from base 611 to 3079 and encodes 822 amino acids. The transcript has 17 exons. The record is from RefSeq and is a predicted model, not a curated record. NCBI's taxonomy places the organism in Eukaryota, Metazoa, Chordata, Actinopteri, Cyprinodontiformes, Goodeidae.
AGGAGUUUAUAAAAAGCAGGAAAAACUGGGAACAUGGAAAGCGUGAUUUUCGUUCUAACCAGAACCGGGUCCAAAGCACAUCCAGUCUCUAUUUGGAAUUUUCCUGUCGGUGCUGAUGGAGAACUGUCUCACAGCUCAGGCGUACUGUCUCUUUAAGAGGACUCCGCGGUUCUACUUCAGAGCUCUCUGCUUCACUAUGGCGAAGAAGAAACAAACAAAACGGAACGGGCCCCGGUAGAACCGUGAACACAUCGCUCCGUUAGAGUGACUAACAGCCACUCAGUGAGUUCUGGCUGCUCUCAGGCAGGGUGUGCUCUGGUUUACUUAUUUUUCUCUCUGUGCGGGUUGAGAGGCAGAUGCUGGCCGCGCAGAAAGCGAUGAGAAGAGCUAAAACAGUUGGCUUGAUCACGCCGAAAACCUCAGCUGGAGGAGGACAAGAAGAAGAAGAAGAAGCCGGUGGUGAUCGCGGCUUAACGCUGUUUUAACGGUUUUCCUCCGCUAGAAACAGAUGGACGGAGGAGGACGCUAACCCAUAACCAUUAGCUUCGAACAGCAAACAUUUUUCGACCAGGAUUCUCCGUGUCUCUCGCUGCUGAAACAGUCCGGAAAGAUGUUGACAGGGUCCAGGACGACGUUCAAAGUGAGACAGAUGCUCCCAGAUAUUAAGGAGAGGAUGCUGAGCCAGAGUAGCACCAGCGCAAGGAGUCGAGAUGUGUUUGGGCUCCGGUGUCUCCCAGGUGAAUGUGUCCUUCAGAGGACUGUCAUGGUGAGGAAGAAACUGACCGCCAGGGAAGGGAGAGGAUGGCUCUCUGGUACUCUCUUCUGUACCCACUUCAGAGUGGCGUUUGUUCCCCAGGACAGCCCCAAAUCUGACGACAAUGCAGAUCCAAUCCUUCUGGGAGAUCAUGACGUGGCUCUGGCAUCAAUCGAGAAAGUGGUCGCUGUUGGACCAAAUAGAACCAAACUGGUGACCCCAAACUCCUCUCUGAAGUUCACUCCAGAGGAACUGGUGCUUUAUUGUCGGGACCUGCGAGUCAUGUGCUUCCUGUUUGACCGCCUCACACCUGAUGCACAGGUCAUAGAGAUAACGUACACCAUCGCCAGGACCUACCAGCCUCUGAAACCUGGAUCCGUUUUAUCUUUCCAGAACUCUGCCCUCGGGAGUGUAGAAAUGAAGCAGUUUCUAAGCAACCGUCGCCGAGACGCCCACAUGAACUGGUUUGAAUCCGCCUCGGACUGGGAGCAGGAGCUGGAGAGGUGCGGGGCCACAAGCUGGAGGGUCAGCUCCGUCAACGACCGAUUUGAAAUGUCCACCAGCCUGUCGAGGUUCAUCGUGGUCCCUCAGAAGGUUCUGGACACAGAGCUGAAGAAGAGUUUUGCCCACUUCAACGAAGGACGAAUCCCUCGCUGGUGCUGGAGGCAUCCCAGAGGCAGCGAUCUGCUGCGCAUGUCCAGCUUUCAGAACAACAUCUACCACGAGAAGGACGACAUCAGAAACCUGGAGAUGAUCCUGUUCGGUUGUCAAUCCUCUCUGUGUGUGGUGGUGGAGCUGGGCGACGAGCUGCCGUCGCCCGCCGACAUCCAGCUGGCACACAGCCGCGUGAGGGCCCUUUGUCUGGGAGACAUCUCCAUGUCUGUGUCUGCGCCUGAUGACAAAUGGUUGUCCACGCUGGAGAGCACCCACUGGUUGGACUACAUCAGGUCCUGUCUGAGGAAAGCUUCAGAGGUUUCCUGUUUGCUUCGUAGUGGUCACCUGACCGUGGCCCUGCAGGAGGUGGAGGACCGGGACAUGAGCUGUGUGGUGUCCAGUCUGAUCCAGGUGAUGUGCGACCCCCAUUAUCGGACCCAGCAUGGCUUCCAGGGCCUGGUGCAGAAGGAGUGGGUGAUGGCCGGCCACCGCUUCUACAGCCGCUUCAACUACCACCGAGACAGCGACAAAGAGGAGUCUCCAGUCUUUCUGCUCUUCCUGGACUGCGUUUGGCAUCUGUGGUUCCAGUUUCCAUCACGUUUCCAGCUGACGGAUGAGUUCCUGUUGGCGCUGCACGACAGCGUCCACCUGCCGCUCUUCUCCACCUUUUUGUCGAACUGCCAGCGGGAGAGAUGUAAACGUUCCCAGAACGUCGGCCAAUCCUACACGCCUGUUAACGGCUGGCGGGAUAUACCAAGUCUGGACUCUUUGUCGGAUCCAUCAGACCCUCCUCUGCCUCCAGUUUGGGACUGGGCCCUGCAGUACAGCCAGGAGAGACAGGACUGCUUCAGCCAACCUGUCUCCCCGAUGCUCCCGCUCCAACCGCUGCUGAACGGAAACCUCAACACCAACCUGGAUGCACACAGGCUGGCGGACACCAUCCCCGGCUCCGUGUUCCUGCUCUCCCGGGGUACCUUCACCUGCCCCGCAAACCUGCCUCCCUGGCGCAGCGGCAGUUCAGGCGUUUACAAAAAAAGCCACCGGAGGGCGCUGUCCUCAGAGAACGUGCCUGGCCUGGAGAGGUUGCUGAAAGCGUGGGCCAUGGCUGAGUUUCCCAAGAACAUCCCUGCCACCUCUGGACCCAAGGGACCUCUGGAUCCAUACGAGCCCCUUCUGCCCCUCCUGAUGGGUCCAUGCAUGAGCCUGUGGAGGGAGUGCUACCUGCGGGGCGCGCUCCAUGCUCAGGCCUUCUCUCAUCCCGUCUCGGCCAACAGGCCCCACCCCGUGGACCGUCUCGCUCAGGAGGUGCAGCAGCUCAAAGAUCAGCUCGCCCAGCUCUCCACCAGCAGGAGUCCCGACCAGCUCACCGUGACAGCUGAGACCCAACGAACUGACACCAACUUAAACCAGAGCACCAACAACAGCACCUUCCUUUACUCAGCGCUCAGGCCCAGAGCAACGCCCCCACCUACCUCCACCAACCAGCACACCUCCAGGGGCUCCUCCUCCGCCUCGGCUCCGCCGUCGAGGCCUACAAACAGAGACGGCAACAAGCACUCCUUCCUUUUCGGACACACUGCUGUAGCAGAAGCUCGGUCGGACCCUCGCUACCAUCCACCACCCAGUACCGCCAAGCUGCCUAAGAGCAACGGGCCGUCGCUGACUUCCUGAGAUCAGUUCCUGACUCUUUUCUAUUCCUGGAUUGAGACCAGUAACUUUUAAACCAGUAUGAGACUGAGAUAUCGCUCAGUGCUGCCCAUGGGUGGAAAGAGGCCUAAAAUGACCUGAACUGAUGUAGGAAAUAAUGAGUAGAAGAGCUUCUAACUGCUCUUUGGUGUCUGUGCUGUACAGAGAUGCAACAACUGUUUUGUUCUUAAUAUAAAAUCCGACUCAACAGAAAUGCAAAAAACCAGCCUGCAGCCGAGGAGUGGCUGGCAGGUUAUCUUCAAAGCGGCACAGUUCUGGAAAAAGAGGACAGGAAAAGUUCUGUUUUUAGCUUCUUAUCCACACUGUUCAGAUAAACUUAGAGACACAGAAGCUUUCAGUGCUUUUAACCUCUAACCUGUGUGAUUUUUCAAUAUGCAAACAGAUUUGUUCCUGUCGACAUGGCAGAGAUGGUUUCUGAAAGCUGUCGGUACGACAACCGGUAGCUUUAAUGUGGAAUUUAGGACAUGAGAGCUAUUUUUGGUCUCAUAUCCCUCCGUCAGUGCAUUCUCCAGAGCAGUGUGAAGGCCUACGUUCACUUCACAGUAUUAAAUGUGUCUGCGGUCACAAUUCAGAUCAUUUUACAGGGAAAGGUGAAGAAUUUGCUUCAGUCAUUGUAUUAUGUUGUAGAAAUCUGGUUUCAGGACGGUCUGUUUUUCUAAAAGAGACUAAUCAAUAUCUGAUCUAUAUUUAAACUACAUCCCUAAUCUGUCAUUUGUCUCAUCACAUCUUGAGUUUAACAUUCAAACCAUCCUCUGGGUUUUUGAGUUUACUGUCUGAGGACCCGCACUAUAGGACCAUUUCACUGCUUUUUUGUACAGAUCUUCUCUGGUUUUCUUUCUGGUGUCUUUAAGAAAUCUAUUUAGUGUCGAGUGGUGCAGUCUGGGUUUGAUACAUCUACAUGGGAACAUCAGUUUUAAAACGAACCAGAUCAAAAUUGGUCCAGAUGCCAAAAAAACCAGUGAAAUUGCCCUUUAUGACAACUGACUCAGCAGCUACACUCAUGCAGAUAAUAAAACCAGACUUCUGCACAAGCAUGUAAGAUAAAUCUUUUGAGAUUUGAUAGAAAAUUCUAGAAAUUUGUCUGGAAAAUGAUGGAAUUUUUUAAUGUGAAAAGUGUUGCAACUUGGUGAUAUGAGUGUUAUUUAGUAAUUACGGAUGUAAAAUGUGGAAGGGAGUCAUUUCUGAGCAAGGUCAGUGUUAUCCUAAUUUAAUAAGAAACAAAAAGAUGCCAGUACUGGCAGCAAAGGGAAGCUUAUUUCUUCUGAUGUUUACAGUUUCAUUUUUUUGCCUGCUUGUUUUAGUUUGUAAUCGAUUGCUUGCCCGGGGCUGAAAAUGUUCUGUCCCGCCAAUAAAUUUGCUUGAGUAAUGUAUUUGUCCUUAAUUUAAAAGCAGGAAAAUAGCCAUCAGUCCUGAUCUCAUCCUGUCGGACGGUACCUCACUCAGAUCUGACCUUUAUUAGAUUGUUGUAAAUAUUUAAAACAUAAAAACGCUACGAGCAUUCCAGCGGUGAUGCCAACCUGUUUGUCUUCCACAGAAACAUGUUGCCCCUCACAUGGAAAUUUUUAUUUGAUCUUUUCACACCUACUGCUCUGUAUUCAUUCAUUAUUUAAAGUUUUUGGUACAAGCAUCCUUUAAAAUUUGCCAGGUGUAAAUAUUGUUUUUGGGGGUUUUUUUUGUACCAGCAUGUUUUGCUCUUGUUUCUCAUUUCUGUUGAUGGAAAAGUGAAUUUCCCAAAAUAAAACCCUUGUACACAG